Molecule: messenger RNA, 2200 nt
Organism: Myxocyprinus asiaticus (Chinese sucker)
Lineage: Eukaryota; Metazoa; Chordata; Actinopteri; Cypriniformes; Catostomidae
Product: BRCA1-A complex subunit Abraxas 1-like
Exons: 9
Coding region: 139-1314 (391 amino acids)
Biological process (GO): attachment of spindle microtubules to kinetochore; protein K63-linked deubiquitination; mitotic spindle assembly
Cellular component (GO): nucleus
Molecular function (GO): polyubiquitin modification-dependent protein binding; microtubule binding
Source: RefSeq, a predicted model, not a curated record
UAAACUGCUAUUCCGAGAAUAGAGAAUUAGUCAAUGGAACGUUCAAGUGUAGAAUGUUUGUACAUGAAGCCCAUUAACUCUUAGCUUUAACUUAGAACUAUGAAGUUGCAUAGUUAAUACAGGGUUUAGUCCGAAAGCAUGGAGGAAUACAACACCACUGUCCGUAUGUCGGGUUUUAUUUUGAGUUCGUUGAUGUUUCACCAUUUGAACAGUGAUGCUGAUGUGGAAGGUCUCAUUCUUGGUGAGAGUGUUGGAGAGGAGAACUGUCGAAUCACAGACUCACAGAUCGAUCAAAUACAGUUUGAGCACACUAUAAAUAUUCAAAAACACAUUCCUUGUCGUAAGCUCCAUAGCUUCUACAAUAAUGUUGGCGAUGUGAGUGAGCAGAAAUUAAGACAGAUGCUGUCUGAGUACAAAGAGAAUGUGAUUGGUUGGUACAGACAACGAAGAAACACCAGUCAGCAAAUGACUUUCAUGGAACAAGUGAUUCAUCAGAAUAUGAGAAAAACUCUGUCCAAUCAGGAACUUGUCUUCUUGUUGCUCACACCCUCUCAGGCAACAGCAUCAGUCUCCACCCAUCGCCUUGAAUUCUCCACUUUCAUAUGGCACAGCAGCCAAUAUAUAAGCAUCCCCAUCUUUGUGAGCAACCUGGGCAAUCUUGAGCAGCAAGACUACUGGAGAUUGCCAGCCAUGUGUCCAUCUUUAGAACAGAGUCAAGCAGUUAAUAAACACAGGACCAAAUUCUUCUGUUCAAGGGAUGAUUUAAAAGAGGUCAGAAAUGUUAGUGACAUGAAUGAUGCCUUAUUUGCUGAAAUGCAGAAAAUGUGUGAGGAAGUGGAGAGGAGUGAAAGAGCAGUGGAGAAGCUUCAAGAAGACAUCGCUCUACUCAAAGAUUCGAUGAGGAAACAGAAGAGACACUUAGACAAAAAUGAAACCCAGAAAUGCGCCUCUCCAGAGAAACCCAAGGAGAACAUUCUACUGUGUUCAUCUCUGGGAAUGCUGUUCCCUGAUGCGCCCUCAUUACGGACACAAACCCUCACUGUUCAGGGCUUCCCUGUAUUAGAACUGUGCUGUAAUACCAACCAUGGUAUUGAUAUUCCUACCAAACUGCCUUUGAUUGUGGAGAAUCAGCAUACCAAGAGGAAAUUCGAUCGAGCCCCCAGACUCAGAAAAAAAUGUCUCGUCGCUGGUUUUUCUCAAAGACUUAAAAGGAAGAGGAACACUAAUGAUCUCGGUGAGCCUGCCUCAGAGAGUGGGUCAGAUACAGAGAUUGAUGUGAAUGGACAGAGCAGAAGUAAUUCCCCUGUCUUUUAAAUAGUAGGACAGAGCCCAUUUUAGCAGUAGAGCAAUCUACCAAUGACUUGAAAGCAUUACAUAUUUUACACCUGGAGGUUGCCUUUAUUUUAACAUGCCUACUGAGCAUGGGUUGUGCUAUUUUGUUAAAUACAAUAAAUUUUUUUUCUAAAGAUUAAUAAUUUCCCACAAAAUGUACAUGGUGGUGGUGGUGGUGGUGGUGGUGUGUUAUUCCCUUAAGGGAUUUUAUGCAUGCUCUCUUCAGUUACAGUAGGAGUAUAGCAUAAUAAUUAUUUUUUUGUUUAUUAACUGCCAUUGAGGUUGACAAUUUUACUUUUAAUUUUAAUUACAAGUUUGUGUUUUUAGUUUUACAAACAACAGAGUUACAGAAACUUCUACCAUUUUAACAAUCUAGGCCUGCAGUUGGUUAGAAGUCAUAGCCUUCACAUACUUGCUUCAAACAAUUUUAACCCAGAAUAGCAAUCUACUCAAAUUGUCUAGUGCCACAAAUGUCAGGGUCUUUCAUAAACUGGGGAUCCUUGAGUGUGACUGACAUGUAACCUGUGGACAGAACAAAGACCUUCAUGAAUCAAAUUUCCUGGGUAUGUAAAUUUUACAUCCAUUGAUAUUUUACAAAAGGCACAAGCCUUAAUUCAUAAUUUCAGACCUACAAGCAACAGACUGAAAUUUACAAGGAAACAAGUUUCACAUCUCUAAAGCAACAUAUAAAAUAACACACACAAAUUGCACAUUUGAAUUCUUACUCAUUGAGCAAGCUUUCUUUAUUGCCUUCGAUACCUCCUUUUGCUUUCGUCCACACAAGCCUGUGAGCAAAAGUUAGUAUUUUGAAUUAAUGCCUGAAUCACAUUUAUAAAAAAUAUUAAAGAGAUGAACAUUUGAACUUAAA